AUGAAUAAGUUUGAAGUCCUUGGCAUUGUGGGAGAAGGAGCGUAUGGAGUGGUGCUUAAGUGCAGACAUAAGGAAACCAAUGAGCUGGUGGCCAUCAAGAAGUUCAAAGACAGCGAAGAAAAUGAGGAGGUCAAGGAGACGACUCUUCGGGAGCUGAAGAUGCUCCGGACUCUGAAGCAGGACAACAUCGUGGAGCUGAAGGAGGCGUUUCGCAGGAGGGGGAAACUCUACCUGGUCUUUGAAUAUGUGGAGAGGAACAUGCUGGAGCUCUUGGAGGAACUUCCCAACGGUGCAGCGCCAGACAAAGUCCGCAGCUACAUCUACCAGCUCAUCAAAGCCAUCAACUGGUGUCACAAGAAUGAGAUCGUACACAGAGAUAUCAAACCUGAGAACCUCCUCAUCAGCUCUGAGGACGUCCUCAAACUCUGUGACUUUGGUUUUGCUCGUAACCUGUCGGAGGGAACUGACGCCAACUACACAGAGUAUGUGGCCACAAGGUGGUAUCGCUCACCUGAGCUGCUGCUGGGGGCUCCCUAUGGAAAAGCCGUGGACAUGUGGUCUGUGGGGUGUAUCCUCGGGGAGCUGAGCGAUGGACAGCCCUUGUUCCCGGGGGAAAGUGAGAUUGAUCAGCUCUUCACCAUUCAGAAGGUUCUGGGUUCACUCCCUGCCGAGCAAAUGAAACUCUUCUACAACAACCCUCGGUUUCAUGGAAUCAGGUUUCCCUCAGUUACUCAUCCUCAGACUCUGGAGAGAAGGUACCAAGGCAUCUUGAGUGUUCUGAUGCUGGAUCUGAUGAAGAACCUGCUGCUGCUAAACCCCACCGAGCGUUUUCUGACGGAGCAGAGUUUGAACCAUCCGGCCUUCCAGCCUCUGAGGCAGGCGGAGAGAGAGAGGCCUUCUCCUGCAUCGCCCAACCCGCCGCGCUCCUCCAAGAGGAAAACACACCAUCAUGGAGAGAACACAGUUCCUACCAGGAGUCACACUAAGAGCUCAAGCCGUCGCUCCAACAGUAAAGAGUGCUCCAGCCUCCCUCGCCACGGGGACCUCCAUCACCUCGGCAAUGAGAGCUUCCUGAAUGGCAACAAACCGGCCCCGUCCAGUUUGAGUCCCGUGCUCCACCCCAAGGGCCAGUACAUGUCCCAGACCCUCAAUCGCUCUGCCUCCUCCAACAAAGACCUGGCAAACAACAACCUGCCACACCUCCUCAGUCCCAAAGAGGUCAAAGGAAAGACUGAGUUUGAUUUCAGCAUGGGACCCUCCACGAAGCUGCCGGACCAGGGGCACGGGGGAAAGUACGGCCACAGCAAAUCCAGCUCGUCUCGCUCUCAGCAGCAGCAGCAGCAGCAGCAGCAGCAGCAGCAGCAGCAGGUCGGCCGACACACCUUCCUGGAAGGAAAGACAAACACACUGCAGUCUGGAGCGGAGAAACAACAUGGCCGACACACCCACAGUAUGGCCGACUCUGCCCACGGAUCCAUGUCCUCCUCGUCUAAGAGUUCGGCCUCUUAUCUCAGCCUGUCCAAGAGCCACAGCGCGCUGAGCGACGCCAAAUCGGUCGGGAACCUCAGCGACGGCCGGCUCCACCCGGACGACCCAAACUCCAACACAACAGCGGGGGUGGGACCCAGCGCCCGCUUCUUCCCUGCCAGCUGCUUAGACCUCAAUGCCCCUUCGGGUCCUCAGGGGCCCCCCGGCAGCCCCUCGACCCGACACAGCGAUCGAACCGGACACAGCCCCGCCUCUCGUAGCAGCGGCAACGUCCGCAUGGAGAGCAGCACACUGGACUCAUCCUCCAGACACAAGUCCAGACACAAGCCUUUAACUCCAGAGGAUAUCGGCGCUCCGGAGCUCUUAGACCCGGGAGGAGGGGGGAUGCCCUCCACUCACACUCUGCCUUCCCCACACGAGUCUUAUCACUACGGCCUGGGCUACACCUCCCCCUUCUCCUCCCAGCAGCGCCCCCAACGCCACUCCAUGUACGUGAGGAGGGAGCGCCACCGGCCCCACGGCCAGGAGGGUGGGAUGGCAGGCUUGCCCCCGCCGGGCCAGGUGAUACCAACGAGAGCCAGCAGCCUGCAGCUCCUCUCCCCACAGCUGCAGCACCGCACCAACCUCACCGGACACUCAGUGAGCUCAUCCAGAGAGGACUGCACCGACGACAUGACCAGGAGUGAGCCGUCCCCUAAAGACAUGAGCCACCCUUGUGCCCCCAUCAAAGACUCUGCGAGGGACAACGUUGCUGCUUUUCAUACGCAGCGCUCUAAAAACGAGGUGGGUAUGUACCACGACCCUCAUGGGGAAGAUGGAGGUUCUUCCAAGGAGAACCGGAUGAUCUUCACUGAGUCCAUGCCGAGGAGAGUUGGCAGCUUCUACCGAGUUCCUUCCCCAAGACCAGACAACUCCUCCUCUUUCCACGACGGCGUCGUCCAGGGUCGAGGGCCGGUCGUCCCCGUUGUAUCCGGAGACCCUGUCGUCAUGGGCAACCACUCCAAACGCCAGACGGCUUUUGACUGGAGCGCCGCGGAGGCGAUGGUCAUGAACCCUCCGGAGCCCGUCAAAGAGAAGGAGAAACAAGGCUUCUUCAGAGCCAUUAAGAAGAAGAAGAAGAAGACACAAAUAACGGACAUAGAGGACGGGAGGAACCCCAGCAUCAGGAAAAGUCUCUUCCCCCUCUUUAGCUCUAAGAAUAGCUUAAAGCACAACUCAGCUGUCAAAGUCCUCCCUGUAGUCGCCUCGCCCAUGGUACAACACCAGCCUACUGCGCCCUACCCUGCCUCACCAGUCAUCGGUAUCGGACAGGAACACCUGUCGCUGCAGAGGGGCUCCAAGUCCUCCUCUCAUCACGGCAGCCGGCGGAAAAACCGCGAGAGAUCCCGAGACAGGGACCGAGAGCGAGAUCAGAGCCGGGACCGGGACCGAGAGAGAGAACGCGAGAGGGAAAGAGAGAGGGAGAGGGAGAGAGAGAGAGGGAGGGAGAGAGAGAGAGUCAGUGAUUGGCCACAAGAGAAACCCGUGGACUCACACUCACAGAGCCACAAACUCAAGUCCCUCCGCCGGCUCCUUCACCUCUCCCCCUCUUCCUCAAAUCAAGGACAGCCUCCUCCUCCUCCUCCUCAAGACCUGCGCUUCCAAGCCCCCCUCUCCAACCCGCCUCAGCCCUCCUCCAAAGCGGGCUACCCCGAGGCUCGAGGGCACGUGGAGAGCAGGGGGCACUCCGGGGUGAGCAGCACCUCCCAGGCCAAGAGCCGCAAGCCCAGCUACCCGCUCCCCGGACAGAUCGAGUCCAGCUGGCACGUGUCGGCUCUGCAGCGGGCGGAGGGCGCUCAGUUCACCCCGGAACAGUUGGGCAUCAAACCGGGGCAGAAUGGACCCACGUUUACCCGAUCCUCCCGCAGCAGGAUGCCAAACCUCAACGACCUGAAGGAGACUGCUCUUUAA
This is a messenger RNA of Limanda limanda (common dab), 3438 nucleotides long. It is a transcript of the gene cdkl5, whose product is annotated as cyclin dependent kinase like 5. Gene Ontology annotation, biological process: positive regulation of axon extension; protein phosphorylation; regulation of dendrite development. Bases 1 to 3438 code for a protein of 1145 amino acids. The transcript is spliced from 20 exons. NCBI's taxonomy places the organism in Eukaryota, Metazoa, Chordata, Actinopteri, Pleuronectiformes, Pleuronectidae. The record is from RefSeq and is a predicted model, not a curated record. Gene Ontology annotation, cellular component: nucleus; dendrite cytoplasm. Gene Ontology annotation, molecular function: protein kinase activity; ATP binding.